Molossus molossus (Pallas's mastiff bat) is the source of this 1287-nucleotide messenger RNA. It is a transcript of the gene CIMAP2, whose product is annotated as lymphocyte expansion molecule. The record is from RefSeq and is a predicted model, not a curated record. NCBI's taxonomy places the organism in Eukaryota, Metazoa, Chordata, Mammalia, Chiroptera, Molossidae. The coding region runs from base 1 to 1287 and encodes 428 amino acids. The transcript has 10 exons.
AUGUCCACCAAGCGUUCCAGCCGGGCAGCCUUCGGGUCGCAGAGCCACAGGUUUGAUAGUGCUGCCGCUUGCCCCAACCAGAAGAAGCUGAGCACCUUAACGGAGGCCCACUGCUCCAGGUUUAAUUCCGUGGACGAUGUGAGUUUGCCCAGCUUCGCUGACUCUCCAUGUGGUCUGGCCCUGCCCGCUGAGUCCCCCACCAUGGUGGACGAGCUGAGCCCUUCCCACUUAGGACCUGGCACCUAUGGCUACAAGGAGACUUGCUUCAGCAAGAAAAAGCUGAUGAAGGAGGUGGGCACAGGCUGGGCCAAGGCCCAGGAAGCCACCCGGCUUACCCAGAUGCCCCACUUCCAGUACCAGGCCAUCCUGAGAGAGAAGCAGCUGCAGAAGGAAAAGCUGGGGCCCGGCUCUUACAACUUCAAAGACUUCUUAGAACAACUGCAGCAGAAACCAUGCAGCACCCGGGGGCUGCUCAGCUCUGGGGAGGUUCGCUUCCGAGGACCCAUCGGGAACUACUAUCCAGGCCCUGGGAAUUAUGGUGAGAAGGGCAACCCUUACACGAAGCUGGAGGAGAAGGCCUGGAACCGCUCUCAUUCCGAGGGCCUCAUGUGCAGGAUGACCAACAAGCCGUCCUCCACGGCUCCUCAGGGCAGCGGUCUGGCACCAUGCACCUACACCCUCAAAAGCGGCAUAGAGGCAUGCCUGGAACGAUCCAUGGGCACCCGCGGCUUCUACGACAUUUUCUCUGGUGAUCGAAGCAAGCCCCAGCCUUACGGACAUUACUCUGUGCAGAAAAAAAAACCCAGUGAACUGUUGGGUUUCAAGAGCUUCGUGGACGAACUUAACUCUCGUCACAAUAAGAAGCGCGGGGUGUUUUCAAAACUUUCCCGCAACCCAGCAACCCCUUCGGAGAGGAUUUACUGGAGCACCCUCAGCCAGUGUCCCCGCAAACUAGCCACAUCCGGCCCCAGUAUGUGGCUUCCUUCAGAGAAGGAAUGCAGAAACGUCAACCAGCCGCCGUUCCUGCUGUCCUCCAAGCGAACAGGCUUAAAAGCCUACCAGAUGCUGCUGGGAAGCUGGAACCCUGUGGGCGUGGGCUACUACCUCAACACCUGGCUCAUGGAGACAAAGGACCAUCGGCAGCGAUAUCGGUCCCUGUUCCUGGGCAAAUCCAAGCGCUACCUCACGGACCCGGCCUGGGACAGGUUCAUGCAGGAAAGGAUCACACCUUUUACUAAGGGGAAGUGCCUUCCAACUGUGGAUUACAAUUCAGAUCCUACUCCUUAA